UUCCCCUUGUCCCUACCCCAAAAGAACUACUAUCUUUAAUAUUGCAAAACCCAAAACAAAUAACUUCAGAAUCAUCAUUUCGACGAAUUUCUUGAAGUGGAAUUUUUGGUUUUAGUUUGUCGAUUUUAUUUGUGAAUUUGUCUUCAAAGCUAGCGUUCUGUGUUUCAAGUUUUAGGCAUUUUAUAUUUCUUGAUUUUGUUUAAUAACCGACGAUGAAACUAGGCUUUUAGCUAGCCAGAAAUGGAUAGAAUCCUCCCUGUGAUCCUCUAUUUUUUUAUUUUGGGGUUCCAUAAAAGGGUUUAUGGGAAUGCUGAAGUCGAUGCAUUGAAUAGCCUAAAGUCAAAUUUAAAGGAUCCCAAGAAUGUUUUGCAAAGUUGGGAUUCGGCCCUUCCCACCCCAUGUACUUGGUUUCAUGUUACUUGCGACCCUGGGAAUAAAGUUACUCGAGUUGAUCUUGGAAACGCAGACUUGUCAGGUCAACUGGUUCCGGAGCUUGGUCAACUUACAAAUUUACAGUACUUGGAGCUUUAUAGUAACAACAUCGCUGGAAAAAUUCCUUAUGAGCUUGGGAAGUUAAGACAGUUGUUGAGUUUGGAUCUUUACCACAACCAGUUAGAAGGUGACAUUCCAGACACAUUGGGCAACCUUCAGAAACUUCAUUAUCUUCGUCUGAAUAACAACGGUCUGAUGGGAGCUAUUCCAAAUUCGUUAACUACUAUAAAUAAACUAGAAAUUCUUGAUCUAUCCAACAACUUUUUGGAUGGAAGUGUCCCUUACAAUGGCUCAUUUUCGCGAUUCACAAACAUUAGUUUUCUCAAUAAUUCCAACUUGACAUUUGCGAAUGAUACAACACCGAAUGUUACACUGACACCUCCUUCAGUCCGUAAUGACAACACAUUAGCUAUUGCCGGAGGAGUUGCUGUCGGAGCUGCUAUCUUUAUUGCAGUUCCGUUGAUUGCACUUGCUUGGUGGCGGCGCAGACACCCACAAGAUCAUUUCUCUGAUGUAGCAGCUGGAGAGGAUCCGGAAGUUCAUCAAUUAGGGCAACUGAAGAGGUUUUCUCUACGUGAACUACAAGUUGCAACGGAUGAUUUUAGCAACAAAAACAUUCUCGGAAGAGGUGCAUUUGGGAAAGUUUAUAAAGGAAGGUUAGUUGAUGGGUCUUUGGUGGCUGUGAAAAGACUGCUAGAUCGUGUUCAAGGUGGUGAAUUGCAGUUUCAGACGGAGGUUGAGUUGAUAAGUAUGGCAGUUCACCGGAAUCUACUAAGGCUUCAAGGUUUUUGCAUGACACCAACCGAACGUUUGCUUGUUUAUCCGUUCAUGAUCAAUGGAAGCGUUGCAUCAUGUCUAAAAGAUCGACCCGAUACAAAAUCUGCACUCGAUUGGCCAACAAGGAAACGAAUCGCACUGGGGUCCGCACGUGGGCUCGCGUAUUUACACGAUCACUGCGAUCCAAAAAUCAUUCACCGUGAUGUAAAAGCUGCAAAUAUCUUAUUAGAUGAGGAAUUUGAAGCAAUAGUUGGAGACUUUGGGUUAGCAAAACUCAUGGACUACAAAGACACUCAUGUCACAACAGGUGUGCGUGGUACAAUCGGACACAUUGCCCCGGAGUAUAUAUCCACAGGCAGAUCUUCAGAAAAAACCGAUGUCUUUGGAUAUGGUGUGAUGCUUUUAGAGCUUAUCACCGGGCAACGGGCGUAUGAUCUUGCACGACUUGCUAAUGAUGAUGAGGUGAUGUUGCUUGAUUGGGUGAAAGGGCUUUUGGAAGAUAGGAAGUUGGAGGUGCUUGUGGAUCCGGAUUUAGGAGGUGAUUUGUUGAAUGGAGUUGAGGAGGUGAUACAGGUGGCGCUAUUGUGUACACGGGUGACACCGUGGGAGAGACCGAAGAUGUCUGAAGUGGUUAAGAUGCUUGAAGGUAAUGGGUUGGCGGAGAGGUGGGAGGAGUGGAAGAAAGAGGAGAUUCCAAAGAAAGAGGAUAGUCAGAUACAACAGAUUCGGUUUAAUUUUGAUUCGGGUUUUAAUCCUAGUAAUGAUCACUUGUCUGGUCCAAGAUGAUCAACCGUUUGUCUUUUUUUUUUUUGGUAGAUUUUUGUGUUGGGGAAUUUUCAAAAUAU
Molecule: messenger RNA, 2114 nt
Organism: Lactuca virosa
Lineage: Eukaryota; Viridiplantae; Streptophyta; Magnoliopsida; Asterales; Asteraceae
Source: the annotation of a GenBank genome assembly